UGUGGGCGUCUAGUUCCCGCCCUUCGUGGAAGCUGGACUAGCACUGUGGUCCUCAAGCCCCUCCCAUCCCCCGCUUGUCCAUAUAUUCUACUUUUGGGGUUCGGCGGAGGUUGAUGAUCUUCCUUCCCCUCGGCACUCACCGUUGGUUUGGUCUCCCGUUUCUCGCACCUUAACAAUCAGAAAACAUCUGGUUCGCCACCCUAACUAGAGCAACUUCCGCCAUCUUCUCUCUGAUCCUUCGGAACCCGGCUCAGAUCUGACCUCAAUGGAAUAGGGUUUGGUGCAAGCGCUGCGUCUCGGUGUGCAUACGAGAGCAGGCGUCAGUCUUUCGAGUCCAACCAGCGGCAACAGAGGCAGCGAAAGCGCGCCGCCAUGGACCAGCGGUUUGCCUUUUCUCCUGCCGACUUGGCUCGUGUCAAGACUGUGCAGUUUGGUAUCAUCAGCCCAGAUGAAAUUCGCCAAAUGUCAGUGUGCUUAAUAGAGAGCAGCGAGACUUAUGACAGGGGUAAGCCCAAGAUGGGGGGCCUCAGUGACCCGCGGCUGGGCACGAUUGACCGACAUACCAAAUGUGAGACAUGUGCUGGUAGCAUGGCGGAAUGUCCUGGUCAUUUUGGUCAUCUGGAGCUCGCGAAACCCAUGUUUCAUAUUGGUUUCUUGAAGACUGUUCUUUCCAUCCUGCGGUGUGUCUGCCACAACUGUUCGCGGUGUCUUGCAGAUGAGGAAGAUCAUCGAUUUAAGCAAGCAAGGAAAGUUCGCAAUCCGAAGCACAGGUUGAAGAAAGUACUGGAUUGCUGUAAAAGCAAAACAAAGUGUGAUGCAGGCGACGAGCUUGACGAAAAUGAUACGCGUUAUGGUGAAGAAACUGAGAAAAAGAAGUCUCACGGAGGUUGCGGUGCGCAGCAGCCCAAGACGACCAUAGAUGGUAUGAAGCUUGUGGCCGAAUUCAAAGCUAGUCGGAAAAAGGGUGACGAACAGGACCAGCAUAUGCCGGAACCUGUGGAACGUAAACAGCAACUUACUGCCGAAAAGGUUUUGAGUAUUCUGAAGAGAAUAAGCGACGAGGAUUGUGCUAUUUUGGGUCUCAAUCCAAAGUUUGCCCGACCGGAUUGGAUGAUCUUACAAGCGCUUCCCAUUCCACCACCUCCAGUGCGUCCUUCUGUUAUGAUGGACAGUUCUGCUCGCAGUGAGGACGAUCUCACCCAUCAGUUGGCUAUGAUCAUUCGGCACAAUAACAACUUGAAGAAGCAGGAGCAAAAUGGGGCACCUACUCAUAUCAUUAAUGAGUUUGCCCAGCUUUUGCAAUUUCAUAUAGCAACAUACUUCGACAACGAUCUCCCAGGACAACCAAGGGCUACUCAAAGGUCCGGGCGUCCUAUAAAAUCAAUCUGUGCACGCUUGAAGGCGAAAGAGGGUCGUAUUCGUGGAAAUUUGAUGGGAAAACGUGUGGACUUUUCUGCACGUACCGUGAUCACCCCAGAUCCUAAUAUAAAUAUUGAUGAAUUAGGAGUACCUUGGAGUAUCGCUCUAAAUUUAACAUAUCCAGAAACUGUAACUCCUUACAAUAUGGAGAGGCUGAAAGAGCUUGUAGAGUACGGGCCUCACCCGCCUCCUGGAAAGACUGGCGCAAAGUACAUCAUCAGAGAGGAUGGUCAACGUCUAGAUCUUCGUUUCUUGAAAAGGAGCAGCGAUCGGCAUUUGGAGCUUGGCUACAAGGUAGAAAGGCAUAUGAAUGAUGGCGACUUCGUAUUGUUCAAUCGACAACCUAGUUUGCACAAGAUGUCUAUUAUGGGACACCGUAUUCGCAUAAUGCCUUAUUCAACUUUUCGACUAAAUCUGUCCGUGACCUCACCAUACAAUGCUGAUUUCGACGGUGAUGAAAUGAACAUGCAUGUACCUCAGUCUUUUGAGACUCGAGCAGAAGUGUUGGAACUCAUGAUGGUUCCGAAGUGUGUCGUGUCUCCACAGUCAAACCGCCCAGUUAUUGGAAUUGUGCAAGACACACUCCUGGGAUGUCGCAAAGUGACAAAGAGAGAUACUUUUAUAGAGAAGGAUGUGUUCUAUAACAUCCUCAUGUGGUGGGAGGAGUUUGCUGGCAAGAUACCUAUUCCCACAAUUUUGAAGCCACGCCCUCUCUGGACAGGGAAACAGAUUUUUACUCUGAUCAUUCCAAAGCAAAUCAAUUUGAUGCGCCAGGCAUUUUGGCAUCCUGAUUCAGAAGUGGGUGAUCUUUCGCCCGGUGACACGCAGGUGCGAAUCGAAAAGGGAGAGGUGGUGGCUGGUACGCUCUGUAAGAAGACUUUGGGCACAGGACAAGGCAGUCUUAUUCAUGUCAUUUGGGAGGAAGUUGGGCCUGAUGCCGCUCGGAAGUUUUUGGGGCACACUCAGUGGCUAGUAAACUACUGGCUUUUACAGCAAGGUUUUAGUAUAGGUAUCGGAGAUACAAUUGCGGACGCAGCAACUAUGGAGAAAAUUAAUGAAACCAUUUCGAUAGCUAAAAACGAUGUGAAGGAUCUUAUUAAAAUGGCUCAGGACAAGCAACUUGAAGCACAACCUGGUAGGACCAUGAAAGAAUCUUUCGAGAACAGAGUCAAUGGCGUCUUAAAUAAGGCCCGUGAUGAAGCUGGAGCCAGUGCCCAACGCAGUCUUUCUGAGAGCAACAACUUGAAGGCCAUGGUUACAGCUGGGUCAAAGGGUACAUUCAUCAAUAUUUCUCAGAUGACUGCUUGUGUGGGGCAGCAGAAUGUUGAAGGGAAGCGAAUUCCAUACGGCUUUGUAGAUCGUACACUGCCACAUUUUACAAAGGACGACUAUGGGCCAGAGAGUCGUGGAUUUGUAGAAAAUUCAUAUUUGCGAGGAUUGACACCCCAGGAAUUUUUCUUCCAUGCUAUGGGAGGUCGUGAGGGUCUUAUUGAUACUGCUGUGAAAACUUCGGAGACUGGUUAUAUUCAAAGGCGGCUGGUGAAGGCUAUGGAAGAUGUUAUGGUCAAGUAUGAUGGGACAGUGCGCAAUUCUCUUGGAGAUGUAAUCCAGUUUCUGUAUGGAGAGGAUGGAAUGGACUCGGUGUGGAUUGAGUCGCAAAAAUUAGACUCACUGAAAAUGAAGAAGGCUGAGUUUAACAGGGUGUAUAAGUUUGAAAUUGAUAGAGAUGAUUGGUCACCUGAUUACAUGUCGACGGAAGCUGCAGAAGACAUAAAAACAAUUCAAGAAAUCAGAAAUGUGUUUGAUGCAGAAGUAUCCAAACUCGAAGCUGACCGUAGGCAAAUGGGUUUAGAGAUUGCCCCUACUGGGGAAGCUAAUUGGCCCCUUCCUGUCAAUCUGAAACGACUCAUCUGGAAUGCACAGAAAAUCUUUAAAGUGGAUUUCCGUAAGCCAUCAGAUAUGCAUCCAAUGGAAAUUGUGGAGGCAGUGGACAAGUUGCAAGAGAGGCUUAGAGUUGUACCAGGGGAUGAUCAGAUAUCCAUGGAAGCGCAAAGAAAUGCUACUCUAUUUUUUGGCUGUCUUUUGCGCAGUACUCUUGCUAGCAAGAGGGUUCUCAAGGACUAUCGAUUGACAAGAGAGGCAUUCGAUUGGGUCAUUGGUGAAAUAGAAACACGAUUUCUCAUGUCCCUUGUGGCGCCUGGAGAAAUGAUUGGCUGUGUUGCUGCUCAGUCAAUUGGAGAACCUGCUACACAGAUGACACUGAACACUUUCCAUUUUGCUGGUGUGAGUGCCAAGAAUGUGACCUUGGGUGUACCUCGUUUACGUGAGAUCAUCAAUGUUGCAAAGAAGACUAAGACUCCGUCGCUGACAGUAUUUCUAAAACCUGGGAUAAACAAAGAGAAAGAAAAGGCCAAAAAUGUUCAGUGUGCUUUGGAAUAUACUACUCUUCGCUCUGUCACCCAGGCGACCGAGAUUUGGUAUGAUCCAGAACCAAUGAGUACAUUGAUAGAGGAGGAUGUGGAGUUUGUGAGGUCGUACUAUGAAAUGCCGGAUGAAGAUGUGGCCCCUGAAAAAAUUUCACCUUGGCUGCUACGUAUCGAGUUAAACCGCGAGAUGAUGGUGGACAAGAAGCUGAGCAUGGCUGAUAUUGCAGAGAAGAUCAAUCUUGAAUUUGAUGAUGAUUUGACGUGUAUUUUCAAUGAUGACAAUGCUGAGAAGCUCAUACUUCGUAUUCGAAUUAUGAAUGACGAAGCGCCCAAGGGAGAGGCCACUGAACAAUCUGAAGAUGACGUCUUCCUGAAAAAGAUAGAGAGUAACAUGCUUACAGAGAUGGCACUGCGAGGAAUACCUGAUAUUCGGAAGGUGUUUAUCAAGGAAGACAAGAAGAAUCGGUUUGAUGAAAAUGUGGCCUUCGAGCCGGAGAAAGAAUGGAUCCUUGACACAGAGGGUGUGAAUAUGCUUGCGGUAAUGUGUCACGAGGACGUAGAUGCGUCUCGAACCUUAAGUAACCACUUAAUAGAGGUUAUUGAGGUCCUGGGUAUCGAAGCAGUUCGAAAUGCUCUCUUGAAGGAGUUGCGUGAUGUCAUCUCCUUCGAUGGUUCAUACGUGAAUUACAGGCAUCUCGCUAUUCUUUGCGAUGUAAUGACAUACCGUGGUCACUUGAUGGCAAUCACGCGCCAUGGUAUCAAUAGAAACGAUACAGGGCCAAUGAUGCGGUGUUCAUUUGAAGAAACAGUGGAUAUCUUACUGGAUGCUGCGGUAUAUGCGGAGGCAGACCACCUGAAAGGAGUCACUGAAAAUAUUAUGCUUGGUCAAUUGGCGCCAAUCGGGACUGGUGAUUUCGGGUUGCACCUCAAUGAGAAUAUGCUUCAACAUGCUAUUGAGUUGCAGUUGCCCAGCUUCGAAGGAACUGACUAUGGCAUGACCCCAUCACGAUCUCCAAUGAUCGGAACACCACACAACGAGGGGAUGAUGUCACCUAGUUAUCUUCUCAGUCCAAGCCUGCGAGCUUCUCCAUUGUCAGAAGCGCAAUUUUCUCCAUAUGUUGGGAGUAUGCCCUUCUCGCCUUCAUCUCCAGGCUAUAGCCCUUCUUCCCCUGGAUAUAGUCCAUUGUCUCCAGGUUACAGCCCCACGUCACCUGGUUACAGUCCUACCUCACCUGGUUAUAGUCCAACGUCUCCAGGUUAUAGCCCAACAUCACCUUCAUACAGCCCGACUUCUCCUGGAUACAGUCCUACAUCACCUGGAUAUUCCCCUACUAGUCCAUCUUACUCUCCCACAUCUCCAAGCUAUGCCCCCACCUCACCUAGCUACAGCCCAACCUCACCUAGCUACAGUCCGACGUCGCCUAGCUACAGUCCCACUUCCCCAAGCUACAGUCCUACAUCUCCUGCUUAUAGUCCCAGUUCUCCAGCUUAUAGUCCUACCUCGCCCUCUUAUGCUCCAUCCUCACCUGCGUACAGUCCUACUUCUCCUAGUUACAGCCCUACAUCUCCUAGUUAUAGUCCUACGUCUCCUGGAUACUCACCGACUUCUCCAAGUUACAGUCCAACCUCACCCAGUUACAGCCCAACUUCACCUAGCUAUAGUCCCACAUCCCCUGCUUACUCCCCGAGCAGUCCUCGUUAUUCUCCUUCUAGUCCCUCGUACAGCCCAACUUCUCCAAGUUACAGUCCUACGUCACCAUCUUACUCUCCGUCGUCCCCUUCAUAUUUGCCCACUAGCCCUGCGUACACUCCAGGAUCACAUUCGUACUCUCCAACAAGUCCUGCAUAUACCCCUGGAAGUCCUGCCUACAGCCCUACUUCCCCAAAUUACAGUGCUGGCGGUGGUUAUUCUCCAUCAGCUCCAGGCUAUUCUCCCUCACAGAAUCAAUAUACUCCGAUGUAUAGUAAAGAUGACAGCAAUAGUACAUAAGUACUGAUCAAGUGCAAUCAGCCAAGUGCGAUAGUGGUUAAUAGUGCUGUCUUUUUCCGACUCUUUUGUGACCAUGCACCAUUCACCAUGUAGCCUCUGGAGAUCCAGGAUGGAGCUUCUAAGCCUGAAUUUACUACAACUUAAAUUUAUUGUCGCAGUACACUGUAAGGGAUUACAGGGAUUGGAAAGGAGAUUUUAGGAAUAAUUUGCGUACCUUGAUGAUGUUACUACAGCAAUAUCUUAUCUCAACAGUAUAUGGCAGGCAGUCCGAGUACGUUAGCGGUAGGAUUUUGAGGGCAGGAUUACCCUGACAAAACUUUGAAGGGGAAUAUACCUGUGGUUGAUGCAUAAGCGAGAAAGUAAUCUAUUGAUUUUGUAUAUGUUAUAUUCAAACCACAUUUCAUUAUCAUUCAAACGUUUAUAUUGAAGGUUA
This is a messenger RNA of Physcomitrium patens, 6268 nucleotides long. RefSeq names its product DNA-directed RNA polymerase II subunit RPB1. Gene Ontology annotation, molecular function: DNA binding. Gene Ontology annotation, cellular component: RNA polymerase II, core complex. Lineage: Eukaryota; Viridiplantae; Streptophyta; Bryopsida; Funariales; Funariaceae. The record is from RefSeq and is a predicted model, not a curated record. Gene Ontology annotation, biological process: transcription by RNA polymerase II.